AUGGCACUGGAGCUCCUGGACCUCCUUCUAAAUCUCUUUCUGAACCUCCUUCUGAGCCUCUUUCUGAACCUCCUUCUGAGCCUCUUUCUGAACAUCCUUCCCUGCUCCUCCAUCUCGACCUCCUCCCGAACCUCUCGCGAACUUCCUUCUGAACCUCCUUCUGAACCUGCUCUGGAACGUCCUCUCGAAAAUCCUCGUGGAGCUCCUCUCGAACGUCCUCUCGAUCCUGCUCCAGAAGCUCCUCCCGAAGCUCCUCCUGAACGUCCUCUUCCUGAACCGCCUCCUGGUCUUGCUCUGGGGCAUCCUCUCGAACGUCCUCUCGAACGUCCUCUCGAACCGCCUCCUCCUGAACCUCCUCUUGAACCUCCCCUCGAACCUCCUCGUGAACCUCCUCGUGAACCUCCUCUCGAACCUCCUCUCGAACCUCUUCGUGAAGCUCCUCCUCAAGCUCCUCCUGGACGUCCUCUCGAUCCUGUUCCUCCCGAACCUCCCCCUCCUGAACGUCCUCUUGAAUCUGCUUCCCAGCCCGAGUCCCGGUCCGAGUCCGAGUCCGAGUCCGAGUCCAAGCCCGGCGGCCGGCCGAAGGAGAUUGUCAGAGCGUGA
Capronia epimyces CBS 606.96 is the source of this 603-nucleotide messenger RNA. RefSeq lists its product as uncharacterized. Lineage: Eukaryota; Fungi; Ascomycota; Eurotiomycetes; Chaetothyriales; Herpotrichiellaceae. Bases 1 to 603 code for a protein of 200 amino acids. The transcript has a single exon. The record is from RefSeq and is a predicted model, not a curated record.